UGCGCCGCGCUCGGCCCCGGGCUGGCGGCGGGCCGGGGGGCCGGCGGGUGCGGCGGCGGCUGCAGGGGAUUUUGUGCAGUCGGCGAGUCAUAAAGUGGAUCCAUCAUGGGGCAUAAGGAGGGACGAGUCCUUUCCUGAGACAGCAUUGAAAGGCACGCAUCAGGAACUGAUUAACUUCUAUUGUCAUAAUCACAAAGAGCUGAAAUGUAAGGAAGAGUUUAAGUCCCUGUUAACCCAAAAAGGUAGCAGAUUACAUAGAGAGAAAGGAGAUGGGAGUAACUUCCAUGCAUCUACUUGUCAUAUAGUCAGGACCAUUUUAAAUGAUGCCUGUACAGCCCUAAGUUCUGACAGACUGCCUGGCAGAGCUGAGCACGACUUCUCUGGCUGUGGAUCUUUGCUGAUUACAGUUACAAGAGAUUGCAGGGUCAUCAAAUCUCUGGAUGCAAGGGACUGCCCAACACUGAAUGUACUUCACCCAAAGACGGUGUCUGAUGAAGAUGGUUGCAAAAAGCAAAAGGUUUAUGAGACUGAUGAAUUCAUCCAUUAUUUGCUCAACUACUAUCGGACACCGGGCUAUGCACGUGUUUGCUUAGAGCCAAAAGCCACUGCCAACAAAUCCUGGUGGAAGAGAGUGGUAUCUGAUCAUGACAGCGGUUUUCACAUCAGCUCGAGUAACAAACGUGGUCAGCACCUCAGAGAAGUGAGUCCUGUACAAAACUUCAACAAGAGAAAUUGCGGUGCCAAUGAUAAUUGUAGACUGGUGAUGGCUGUUGGGGAGUUGGAGUCAACAGACACGGUGUUAGAAAACGAGACCUCUGGGGAUGGGCUUGCAAAAAGGUCGCAAGUGGAGAGGAAUGACCUGCUGGCUGUUGAUAACUUACCACGUGCUGGACUGAAUCAUUCUUUGGAUUGCACUGCUGUUACUCAUGAUAAGGAAUACAAACAAGAAGAUGGUAGUGAUGACAGUACCAUACCAUACAAAGUAUCUAGAUCUGUUUGCAGAUUAAAGGAUGUGUUGGAAGAGAUCAGUGAUUCUGAGCAUUUUAGAGAGGAACAUAGCAGCUCCAUGAAGAGUAUAGAAAGAAGGUGUGAAGAACUUUACAGCAGUUGUAAUGAAGGGUGCUUGCCUGCAAGAGCCAGGGAAAGAAAAUUACUGGUUUACCUUAAAAAUGUAACUCUGGAAGGUCAAGAGAAGGAAAGCAGCAAAUACAGCUUCAGUUCUAACUCUGUCCAUGAGGGCUUGGCAAGACAAUGCGAACAUAAACUUAAGAAGUCAUACAAGAGGUCUAGUAGUAAAUUAAGACAUCGGCAGAAGAGUGAGAGACAAUCCAGGGAGGAGGAGAGAAAUGCUCACAAAAUGAAGAAAAGACGGAAAAAGCUUUCUUCUGAUCUUUUAUCUGAUGAAUGUGGCUUUUCAGAGACAGACAGUUGCAUGCAGCUGGAGUCACUCAGAGAGAUACAAAGAAAGUGCAACAGAAUGUUCCACAAAAAAGUGAAAUUCAAGACUGUUCAUGCUGCCAUGUCAGCACCAGAUGGUACCCCUUGUGAUGGGACCCCACUUCAGGAGACCUUCCAGAGGACAGGAGAUGAGAGGAAAUUAAUGUUGAGAAGAGAGAUGGAUGCAGAUGUCAGAGGAUGCUCUCUCUUUCCUCUUGAGAUAAUUCAGACAAACCCCUGCUCAGAUACUUUCUGUGGAGCAGAGCCCAGAAGAGGAUGCUGAACAGCUACUGUAUAAUAGCUAUUAAAUUUUUAUAUAAAAGUGGGAGAAGAAAGCUCUUUCACCAUUAAAAGGUACAUGAAA
This is a messenger RNA of Colius striatus (speckled mousebird), 1801 nucleotides long. RefSeq lists its product as uncharacterized. Bases 764 to 1720 code for a protein of 318 amino acids. The record is from RefSeq and is a predicted model, not a curated record. The transcript has 3 exons. NCBI's taxonomy places the organism in Eukaryota, Metazoa, Chordata, Aves, Coliiformes, Coliidae.